Messenger RNA from Dovyalis caffra, 1008 nucleotides. Lineage: Eukaryota; Viridiplantae; Streptophyta; Magnoliopsida; Malpighiales; Salicaceae. The record is from the annotation of a GenBank genome assembly.
AUGAUUGUGCUGAGAGCACAUAGCCGAGGAGAGGUUGAUCCUGAAAAUGUGGAUGCUGACACUAUUGAUAAAGAAAUAGAACUCGGGUCAAGGCUAGUGGUUCUGCUUCAAAAUAAGGAGAACUAUAAGGAUCUAUCCUUGGAGGAUCUAUUGAAAUCCACCAACAAUUUUGACCAGGCAAAUAUAAUUGGUUGUGGGGGUUUUGGUCUAGUUUACAGAGCUACCCUCCCUGAUGGAAGGAAGCUUGCAAUCAAACGUCUCUCUGGUGACUGUGGUCAGAUGGACAGGGAAUUCCGUGCUGAAGUAGAAGCCCUGUCAAGAGCUCAGCAUCCAAAUCUUGUGCAUCUCCAAGGUUAUUGCAUGUUCAAAAAUGACAAACUUUUGAUAUACUCUUACAUGGAAAACAGCAGUUUGGAUUAUUGGUUGCAUGAAAAACUCGAUGGGCCAUCCUCACUAGACUGGGAUACAAGGCUUCAAAUUGCUCAAGGGGCUGCAAGGGGUCUUGCAUAUUUGCACCAAGCAUGUGAGCCACAUAUCCUUCACCGGGAUAUAAAGUCUAGUAACAUCCUUUUAGACGAGAAUUUUAAAGCUCAUUUAGCUGAUUUUGGUCUUGCACGGCUCAUACUACCUUAUGAUACCCAUGUCACAACUGAUCUCGUGGGGACAUUAGGCUACAUUCCUCCUGAAUAUGGCCAAGCUGCUGUUGCUACCUACAAGGGGGAUGUUUAUAGUUUUGGGGUGGUUCUUUUGGAGCUUCUUACUGGGAAAAGGCCCAUGGAUAUGUGCAAACCAAAAGGGUCGCGGGAUUUGAUCUCUUGGGUGAUUGAGAUGAAGAAGGAAAAUAGAGAAAGCGAGGUUUUUGAUCCAUUCAUUUAUGACAAGCAGAAUGAUAAUGAAAUGCUACGAGUUCUCGAGAUUGCAUGCCUUUGCUUAAGCGAAUACCCAAAACUAAGGCCCUCAACAGAGCAGUUAGUUUCUUGGCUUGACAACAUCGACACCAUCGCCUAA